Messenger RNA from Ananas comosus (pineapple), 2065 nucleotides. RefSeq names its product glucose-6-phosphate isomerase, cytosolic. The transcript is spliced from 24 exons. Gene Ontology annotation, biological process: gluconeogenesis; glycolytic process; glucose 6-phosphate metabolic process. The record is from RefSeq and is a predicted model, not a curated record. Bases 118 to 1821 code for a protein of 567 amino acids. Gene Ontology annotation, molecular function: monosaccharide binding; glucose-6-phosphate isomerase activity; carbohydrate derivative binding. Gene Ontology annotation, cellular component: cytosol. Lineage: Eukaryota; Viridiplantae; Streptophyta; Magnoliopsida; Poales; Bromeliaceae.
UAUAUCCAAUACGAGGGGCGAGGAGACGAGGUAUGUAAAGAGGGGUCGAGCGAUCGAAACGAAACAACAGUCUAUAGUUCUACUUCCUCUCGCGAUCGAAACCGCAAAGGUCUCAGUAUGGCUUCAAACUCACUGAUCUGCGACACGGAGCAGUGGAAUGACUUGAAGGGUCAUGUUAGCGAGAUACAGAAGACGCACUUGCGCGAUUUGAUGAAUGAUGUUGACCGAUGUCAGUCUAUGAUGGUGGAAUAUGAUGGGAUAAUUUUGGACUACUCGCGGCAGCGUGUGCAGCAAGAUACUAUCGCGAAGCUUUUUGAAUUGGCGAAGGCGGCACAUCUUAGAGAGAAGAUUGACAGAAUGUACAAUGGAGAACGUAUAAAUAGUACAGAGAACAGGUCUGUGCUGCAUAUAGCUUUGCGAGCCCCAAGAGAUAAAGUUAUUUGCAGUGAUGGGAAGAAUGUGGUACCAGAUGUUUGGAACGUGUUGGACAAAAUUAAGGAGUUCUCAGAAAGGGUUCGAAGUGGUUCAUGGGUUGGAGCAACAGGAAAGGCGCUAAAAGAUGUUGUGGCUAUUGGUAUUGGUGGUAGCUUUCUAGGGCCUUUAUUUGUACAGACAGCUCUGCAGACCGAUCCAGAGGCUGCAGAAUGUGCAAAAGGACGACAGCUUCGAUUCCUAGCAAAUGUUGAUCCAAUUGAUGUUGCCCGAAACAUCAAAGGUUUAGAUCCAGAAACAACAUUAGUUGUUGUGGUUUCAAAGACUUUUACAACAGCAGAAACAAUGUUGAAUGCUCGAACUUUGAGGCAGUGGAUUACAGCUUCUCUUGGGCCUCAAGCAGUUGCAAAACAUAUGGUGGCUGUCAGUACAAAUCUAACGCUCGUAAAGGAGUUUGGGAUCGACCCCGCUAAUGCUUUUGCUUUUUGGGAUUGGGUUGGUGGUCGCUAUAGUGUAUGUAGUGCUGUUGGUGUGCUGCCUCUCUCUCUCCAGUAUGGUUUUUCAAUUGUUGAAAAAUUUCUGAGUGGAGCUCAUAGCAUCGACGAACACUUCUAUUCAACCCCUUUUGAGAAAAACAUACCUGUACUUCUUGGUUUACUAAGUGUUUGGAAUGUUUCAUUUCUUGGAUAUCCAGCAAGAGCGAUAUUGCCAUACUCCCAGGCACUCGAGAAAUUUGCACCACAUAUCCAACAGGUUAGCAUGGAAAGUAAUGGCAAGGGUGUCUCUAUUGAUGGAAUUCCACUUCCAUUUGAGACUGGUGAAAUAGAUUUUGGAGAACCUGGAACAAAUGGUCAACACAGCUUCUACCAGUUAAUCCAUCAGGGAAGGGUUAUCCCUUGCGAUUUUAUCGGUGUCGUAAAAAGUCAGCAGCCUGUUUAUUUGAAAGGGGAAAUUGUUAAUAACCAUGAUGAGCUCAUGUCAAACUUUUUCGCUCAGCCAGAUGCGCUUGCUUAUGGGAAGACUCCAGAACAGUUACUAAGAGAGAAUGUCCCUAAUCAUCUAAUUCCUCACAAGACCUUCUCUGGCAACAGGCCGUCCCUGAGCUUAUUACUCCCUUCGUUAAAUGCUUAUAAUGUUGGACAGCUAUUGGCCAUCUAUGAGCACAGAAUUGCAGUUGAGGGCUUCAUAUGGGGGAUCAACUCUUUCGACCAAUGGGGUGUGGAGUUAGGCAAGUCGCUGGCCACUCAAGUAAGGAAACAACUGAACCUAUCUCGGACUCAACGGAAGCCCGUUGAAGGGUUUAACCACAGUACUACCACUUUGUUGACAAAAUACCUUGAGGUCGAUCCUGGUAUCCCAUGUGAAACCACUGUUCUGCCUAAGAUGUAAUCUGACCAAGAUGUGUUAACCUUGUAUUAUGCAGAGUGAAUCUUGGCUAAGUUUUUUGCCCCCUCCCCCCCUGAAAAUAAGUUACAUGUAUGUGACUUUUACUGGGAUCUCUGCUCCUUUUGUUUUUUUUUCUCCUUCAUGUAACUAGCUUUGCAAAUAAACUUAUAAAUGGUCAACAUACUCGCUUUGGAGCAAUAUUUAUUUGGUUGAUCGAGUAAAAAUGUUGUGGUACAAAUUCUAUUCA